Molecule: messenger RNA, 3229 nt
Organism: Clupea harengus (Atlantic herring)
Lineage: Eukaryota; Metazoa; Chordata; Actinopteri; Clupeiformes; Clupeidae
Gene: wdr3
Product: WD repeat domain 3
Biological process (GO): maturation of SSU-rRNA
Cellular component (GO): Pwp2p-containing subcomplex of 90S preribosome; small-subunit processome
Molecular function (GO): snoRNA binding; protein binding
Source: RefSeq, a predicted model, not a curated record
UUACUCGAUAUUCCAUUAAGUUGGCUCACUUAGACUACCCCCUUUGGAAUUUCAUCCAGGCUCCUAUGUGAACAACUUUGAUCCACAAACAUUUGCUAAUUUACGAGCAGGCCACCAGUUUAAGUUUAUAAACCUUGUGGCGACUUGCCAUGGGGUUGACGAAGCAGUACCUGCGCUACGUCGCCAGUGCUGUGUUCGGGGUUAUCGGGAGCCCCAAAGCCAACAUCGCCUAUGUUACCAUCAGAGGAGGGGAGAAGGGACGCUUCGUUGCUGUGGCAGCCUGCGAACAUGUCUUCAUAUGGGACGUGCGGAAAGCAGAAAAGGUGCGGAUUCUAGAGGGGAAGAAGCAUGAAGUGACACAUCUGUGCCCCUCUCCUGAUGGCAUCAACAUCGCUGUAGGAUAUGAAGAUGGCAGUGUGCGCAUUUUCAGCCUGCUCAAUGGAGAAAGCAACGUGUCUUUCAACGGCCACAAAACUGCAGUCACAGCAAUCCAGUAUGAUUCACUCGGUGCGCGCCUUGUGACUGGAUCACGGGACACUGAUGUGAUCGUUUGGGAUGUGAUCAAUGAGUGUGGUCUGUACAGACUCAAAGGACACAAGGAUGCAAUUACACAAGUCCUGUUUCUAAAGGAGAAAAAUCUUCUGGUGACCAGCUCAAAAGAUACCUUUGUGAAAUGGUGGGAUUUGGACACUCAGCAUUGUUUCAGGACCAUGGUGGGGCAUCGCAGUGAGGUGUGGGGGAUGGCCUUGCUCAACCAGGAGAACAGAUUGCUGACAGGCUCAGCGGACAGUGAGCUUAGGGCCUGGGACAUCACCUACCUUGACGAGGGGAAGGAGGUAGGUGAGCCUCAGCAGAAGAAAGGCAAAAGUCUCCUCGAUGAUGAUGAUGAUGAUGAUGACGAGGAAGGUGCUGAUGAUGAGCUGGAGGAGAGGAUCCUGAGCUGUAAGAAGACCGGCUCCAUCCUCAGGGAAGGCAGGGACAGAGUGGUGUCUCUCAUGACCGACGCUAAAGCCAGAUUCCUCCUGUGUCAUGGUACAGAUAAUGGCCUGGAGGUGUUCUCUGUCUUACCUGAGGAGGAGAUCCAGAAGAAGAUGGAGAAAAAGCUCAAGAGGGCCCGAAAGAAGGCUUUGAAGGCGCAGGAGGAGGGGGAGGAGGCUGCGGAGCCAUCGGUGGAGAGGAAGGUGGGAGAUGAGAUCAACAGGCUGCUCACCCUCAGGGCCUCCGCCAAGAUCAGGUCUGUGGACUUCCUGAUGAUGCCCAGUGGGGAGAUGAGGCUGGCGCUGCUCCUGCAGAACAACACGGUGGAGACGUACACGCUCCGGCCCGGCGACCAGACCCCGGCCGGCACCAAGACCUCGCGGCUCACGCUCGGCGGCCACCGCACCGACGCCCGCACGCUCACCUUCAGCUCCGAGAACUCCUCCAUCCUCUCCGCCUCCGGGGAGACGGUGAAGGUGUGGAACAGGUCCACCCUGCAGGUGGUGCGCACCAUGGCCUGUGAAUACGCCCUCUGCUCCCUCUUCGUCCCCGGAGACCGACAGAUCAUCCUGGGCUCCAAAUCCGGAAAGAUCCAGAUCUUUGAGCUGUCCUCAGGCAGUCUGCUGGAGACCAUAGACGCCCACAACGGGGCCGUGUGGUCCAUGUGCCUCUCACCUGACCAGAGGGGCAUUGUGACUGGCGGUGCAGACAAGACCGUGAAGUUCUGGGACUUUGAGCUGAUAAAGGACGAGCAGUCUGAACAAGCAUCAAAGAGGCUGACGGUGAAACACACCCGCACGCUGCAGCUGGAUGAGGAUGUGCUGUGCGUGCGCUUCAGUCCUGACAGCCGGCUGCUGGCCGCGUCACUGCUUGACUCCACCGUUAAAGUCUUCUACGUGGACACACUUAAAUUCUUCCUGUCUCUGUAUGGACACAAGCUUCCUGUCCUCUGCCUGGACAUCUCUCACGAUAGUGCUCUGAUAGCCACCGGCUCCGCUGACCGAAAUGUGAAGAUCUGGGGCCUGGACUUCGGUGACUGCCACCGCUCCAUGUUUGCGCACGAUGACAGCGUCAUGUUUCUCCAGUUUGUCCCCAAGACCCAUCUGUUCUUCACGGCGGGCAAGGAUAGGAAGAUCAAACAGUGGGACGCCGACAAGUUUGAGCACAUCCAGACUCUAGAGGGCCACCAUCGGGAGGUGUGGUGUUUGGCCAUCAGUCCCAACGGUGACCACAUCGUGUCGUCCUCCCAUGACAAGUCUCUGCGCCUGUGGGACAGGACCAGAGAGCCCAUCAUCCUGGAGGACGAGAAGGAGACGGAGAGGGAGGCGGAAUUUGAGGAGAGCAUGGCUAAAGGAGAUGAGCCAGUGGUUCCUGGAGAGACGGCUGGUGAAGCAGCACCUGCCGCAAAAAAGACGAUAGAGACGGUCAAAGCUGCCGAGCGCAUCAUGGAGGCUCUGGAGCUGUACAGAGAGGAGACGCAGAAGAUGGAGGAGCACGAGGCAGCCUGCAAGGCAGCAGGGAAACCGCUGCCCCCUCUAAGGAUGAACCCCAUCCUGGUGGCCAAUGGGAACGCCUCACCCUCCCAGUACGUGCUGGAUGUCAUCAAGAAGGUUCGCUCCAGUGAGUUGGAAGUGUCUCUGCUGGUGCUGCCCUUCAUGUACGUGCCUGACCUGCUGAAGCUCUUUAACUGCUAUGUGAAGGAUGGCCUGGAGGUGGAGCUGGUGUGCCGCUGCCUCUUCUUCCUGCUUAGGGUUCACUUUGGCCAGAUCACUACUAAUCAGGUUAUGCUGUCUGUGAUGGAUGAGCUCAGAGUCAACACCAUAUCUAAAGUGCGGGAAAUUAGGGAUGUUUUGGGGUUCAACGGCGCUGGACUCCAGUUCCUGCAGCGCGAGAUCGAGAGCAAGGAGGACGUGAUGUUCUUCGCUGACGCCACCGGCCACUUUGGGGAGAAGAAGAGGAAGAGGAGGAAGAGGGAGAGAGCCAUCCUUUCACUCGCAUAAACAAAGAAAGAACGAAAAAAUAUUUGUCUGACAGGAUUCUGCAUUUCUUAUAGACUGCCUUUGUGAAUGUAUGUUAGACGCACCACAGCGAGGACCAUUUUGUCUACUGGAAGAGCGCCUAUAUUUUGAUGUGACUUGGGGGAGUAUGUUGUGCUGAAAAAAGGGGAAAAUAUCUUGACCUUUGCCACAACUAACUGUAUCUGUGUUGUCAGGCUUUUAAAAAAGGUAUUUGUAAUAAAAUACAAAAGCAA